This is a messenger RNA of Agrilus planipennis (emerald ash borer), 1399 nucleotides long. RefSeq names its product WD repeat domain phosphoinositide-interacting protein 4. Bases 267 to 1307 code for a protein of 346 amino acids. The record is from RefSeq and is a predicted model, not a curated record. Gene Ontology annotation, biological process: protein localization to phagophore assembly site; nucleophagy; protein lipidation. The transcript has 9 exons. Gene Ontology annotation, cellular component: phagophore assembly site membrane; extrinsic component of membrane; cytosol. NCBI's taxonomy places the organism in Eukaryota, Metazoa, Arthropoda, Insecta, Coleoptera, Buprestidae. Gene Ontology annotation, molecular function: protein binding; phosphatidylinositol-3,5-bisphosphate binding; phosphatidylinositol-3-phosphate binding.
UGUAAAUCUACUACAACUACCAUAGCCGUAAUAAUAAUCAAGUUUAAUUUUCAAAAUAAUAGGCAGAUAUGAUAAUGAAACAGAAACACCUACUGUUGAUACUGCCACUGCCACUCCAAAAAUGUUUCAGUAACAGCUGAUGUGACAAAGGGUUGUUUUGUUUAUUUUUUGCUCGUGGUUUUGUGAUUUUGAAAAAUAUUUUUAUAAGGGAGAAAGGAAAUUCAUUUCAAGGUAUCAAUGAAGUGUAAUUUAGGUAUUUACAAAAUAUGGCAAACGAUAAAAAUAUCUCAAAUAUAAGAUUCAAUCAAGAUCAGGGAUGUUUUGCCUGCUGUAUGGAUGGUGGUUUAAGAAUUUAUAAUGUUGAGCCUUUAGCAGAAAAGGCUCACUAUGAUAUUGAUUUAAUGGGAAGUACAUCCCAGUGUGAAAUGUUACAUCGUACAAAUAUUAUUGCCAUUGUAUCUGGGGCGCCUAGGCCUAAAUUUGCUGAUAAUGUAUUAAUGUUGUAUGAUGAUGCAGCAAAGAAAUUUAUUUUGGAAAUAACAUUUCCAUCAUCUAUUAGGGCUGUCAGGUUGCGCAAAGACAAAUUAGUAGUGGCAUUACUUAAUCAAAUACAUGUGUUUUCAUUUCCAACCCCAUUACAAAGGUUGUUCUCUUUGGAAACCAAAGAAAAUCUUAGGGGACUUUGCGAGGUCACUCCACUGGCUUCUGCAGAGAAACAGAUACUUAUUUUUCCAGGGCACAAAGUUGGAAGUGUUCAAAUAGUUGGUUUAACAGGCACUGAAGGGGGAGUUUCAAAUGCACCUGUGUGGAUAUGCGCUCAUAGAAAUGAAUUAGGUUGCAUUGCUUUAAACCAACAGGGCACACGAAUUGCCACAGCAUCUAAUAAGGGAACAUUAAUAAGGGUUUGGGAUUCUUCCACCAGAAAAUUGUUGAUUGAAUUGAGAAGAGGCUCUGAUCCAGCAACUGUAUAUUGUAUAAAUUUUAGUCGAGAUUCAGAUUUUUUGUGCUGUUCUAGUGAUAAAGGAACUGUACACAUUUUUGCUAUUAAAAAUGCAAAUUUAAAUAAGCGCAUGACACUUUCAAAUUUGGGUAUUUUGGGGCCCUAUGGUGAUUCCCAGUGGGCAUUGGCUAAUUUCACAGUGCCCCCCGAAUGUGCCUGCGUUUGUGCUUUUGGACCAAAUAGUUCAGUUAUUGCAAUUUGUUUAGAUGGAACAUUUCAUAAAUAUGUGUUUAAUGCAGAUGGGAAUUGUAACAGGGAAGCAUUUGAUGAGUUUCUUGAUGUCUGUGAUGAUGAUGACUUUUUAUAAGCUUUAAGAAAGAUUGUUAUUAUAUUAAAGAAUACUUAAGGUAAAUUAGGAUUUAUCUGUUUCAAAUAUAUUAUGUAGAUAUAAAUUUAAAA